UUUGUUCGAGAUGCCCACUGAGGGUGUACAGACGGAUGUAGGGCUUAACGAUCCUUUAGGAAGAGUGGAGCGGAAAGCUGCAACGAUUUUCCUACCAAGUAUGGCUGAUGUAGAUGUUUUUUUCUUCCAUCUUUAAGCGUAACAGGUCAACUUGGUAACUCACUUCAAGGGGAAAAACAAAUGCAAUUUCCAGGAUGAGCAGCAUGACAGAAGAUGGAAAAAACAACAUUCAUACCGUGACGGUUCAUCCGUGAGCAUGGUGUGGACCAUAUGAGCGGACAAGCAGAACAAUUGCAAAGUUAAGUUGUCAAGUUUUAGAACACUUUUGAAAAAAUAAUGCAGGGCUGAGGCGGGAACUCCUCUAAAUCUAAAUCUUUUGAUGCAAAGGCAUAAGCAUGAGACUUGUAAGUCAGCGUAGUUCGUUCACGUAGCAACAUAAACCGGCAUCCAGUUUUUAGCUCAGUCACCAGUUCCACCUGAGGACCAUUUUGUUGGGAUUAAACGAACCUUCUGCAUCAUGACUCUAUUCUACAGUCCUCAUCAUCCACUCUCUUCUAAAGAAUAGAUCCGCGAAUUUUGCAGUACCAGAAUGAGCGACUAGGCGUGGACCUCUUCUUUCAACAGGGCCUAGUCUUUCGACUUCAAUUACUAUUUAUGGCGCCACUGAUUGAGAAUGAAUGAAAGGGAACAAUGUCGACAACUGGUAGUAUGAGUAUGUACUCCUUCCAAAUUCAAGGGAUAUUUUCUCUCGUCUGAGGGACCACAGGGUCAAGAGUCGUCGACGCUCCCAGGAGGUCAUCAUCAUUCAUAGUACUCAUCGAAUACGAACAAAGUAGGAUGUAUGAAUGAUUCCAAACUAAAAAAGCCCUAUUAAAGUAGAACGCACUGAACUUUGUGCGAGAUUAAGAACUCCCCCCUAUGCCGGUAUCCACGCGGAAAAUACGCAGGUAGGUUCUGACUUAUCGGAACUCGCUCGCACUACAAAAAAGGAAAUGUAUUGUCUUGCAUUGUAUUGUAUUGUAUUGUAUUGUAUACCUCAUUCAUACUAUCGAAAGCAGAUUUUUUUCGCUAUGGGGAGUUCGCUUCAGGGCGUGUUAUUCGUCGUGGUGUGGACAGAACCGAUAUCCACUCUUUUCCUCCAGGUUCAUCUGCAGGUGAAAUUAAGGGUACACCUUUAACGUGCUUUUCUUACCGCUUUUUAUGCCUCUCUCCCUUAGGAUGAGAAAGGCAUAAAAAGCGGGGUUCUGUCGUAGAGUCUCCUCUUCCACCAACUACACGUCGUAUGGUGAGUAACAAAGCCGCCGUAGUAUUAGCAGUAAAGCUCGUAGUAUUAGCAGUAUGGAGGUGCUCGAUGAGCCUUUCACUAUGGAAGUAGGCCAGCAGGAGCAAGUAGGAGGUCCUUCAGCUUCUACGAAAGACAAGAGAAAACCUACCUCUAAUGAAACUGGAGAAGCAGCCACUUCAAGAACUUCUUUUCCGGAGGGUGAC
Messenger RNA from Amoebophrya sp. A25, 1488 nucleotides. Lineage: Eukaryota; Dinophyceae; Syndiniales; Amoebophryaceae. The record is from the annotation of a GenBank genome assembly.